Betta splendens (Siamese fighting fish) is the source of this 5123-nucleotide messenger RNA. RefSeq names its product regulatory factor X, 4 (gene rfx4). The record is from RefSeq and is a predicted model, not a curated record. Gene Ontology annotation, biological process: regulation of transcription by RNA polymerase II. Bases 1950 to 4157 code for a protein of 735 amino acids. Lineage: Eukaryota; Metazoa; Chordata; Actinopteri; Anabantiformes; Osphronemidae. Gene Ontology annotation, molecular function: RNA polymerase II cis-regulatory region sequence-specific DNA binding; DNA-binding transcription factor activity, RNA polymerase II-specific. The transcript has 19 exons.
UAAUUUAAAAAAAUAAAAAGAUGUAUCUUACACUCUAACAUUCCUUCUCAAGGGUUAGUGGCCAGUUUUCACAAUAGAGACCUGAAAAUAUCUCAGCCGUUAAAUAUUUAUUUGUCGUGGUUAUCAUGAAUGAACCACCAAAAAAUACAGGUGGCUAUGUUUGUUUGUUUAUGUUUGUUUAAUGUCUGUCUAAUUAAAAAAACAGAGCACAGGUAAAAUAAUAAUUCAUGCUCUCAGUUAUACAGUAAAUUACUCAGGGGAGUUAUUUAACCAGUCAUGAGAGGCAGCAAUAGAAUAAAACUAUAAAUACAUCAAUAUUAUUCUUAGAUUUCAGAGUAUGAAUAAAGCUUAAUAAACACAAUAUACUUUAAUAUUUAUGAGACCAGGUUAAUAUUUAUUACCAGGUAUUUAGCCACAUUGCUUUUCUCUCCUGGUCUCUGAUAAAUUGUAUUCUAAAAAUAAUAAUUAACCAAUUAGCUUCUCAUAAAACCAUCAAAAGAAAGUUUUUAUGUGAAAUGUGUUUAUUUUCCCUGCAGAUAGUUUUAAUUGAGCUGAGCUUUAAUGGCGCCACCAUGACGUUCAUACCCCCCACUCGCGCAUGCACACAACUCAAUCGGGGCCUUUUCAUUGAACAAAAGCAGUACACAUGCGUUUGUGCGGCUGAGUGUGUGAGAAUAGGAAGAGUGGAAGAAGCUCUUUUAGUGGCUGCACCUGUCCUAUUUUAAGAGGCUCUAAUAGGCAGAUAACAGGAUGGGGGGGGGGCAUCACUGAGAUACAGACUGAAAUUAAUGAGACCUUCCACUAUUCUGUGAUUGUGCUCGUUUUGUGAAAUAUCUUGUCGUGCACUUGCUCAGAUGUGGUGUUUAGUCACUGUGAGGCUUCACUUGUUGCUUCCUGUCUUUGGUGCGAGCGGAUGCGCGCUAACAAGCCGUGGCCCCCGGCGUCCUCCUGCCGCUGCGUCCCACCCUGCUCCCAGGUGGCUGCGUGGUGCCUGUGGCUGAGUAGCAGCGCCGCCGCUCACGCCUGCGCAGUGGAGGAGAAAGUCUCCCUUUGCCGUCCGUGGUGUGCUCUCAGGCACUCCAUCAGAGCCCUCCCAGCCUCAGGCUUUGCACUUUUACUUCCCCCCCUUUGUGACUGUUCCCUCUUCUCAGAGGCACACCGAAAAUAAGGUUGCCACAGCGAAAGAGUGCGCGAAAGGGAGGUGAGAACUGCACCGGGAACGUCGCGCCCGUGCGUUUCAGCGUCUGUCUCCGCGCGUGACGCGUGGACUCCGCGAAGAAGUAGUGACCGCCGAGAUGCUCUGAGUGUUGGGAGAGUUUGGACGCGGACCAAAUGUGGCAACAAGUGUCUGUGGGAUGUGAAGCCGGGGUUAGAAUGAAACACGUAGACGGGAGCGGCGGCUGUGUGGGGAUGUAUGUUUAUGUUGAGCUCGGGGGUGUAUAAAAACGUAUUAAAUGCUAUAAUGGAAGAUGGGGAGGCCACAGUGUUAGGACUGCGUAGAUCUAAGCCUCUUUUUUUCAUUGGGAGGGAGCUUUUCUUAUUCAAAACAGCCUCACAAAAGACUUCCAGUGAGCCUUGCCACAUCCCCAUCUGACUUGGGGCCAUUCAUCAGCCUUCCAAGCCUAUCAAUGACAUGUCCCCAUCAGGGCUCCUAUAAAAUCAGCCCCUUUCCCAUGAAACAUCAGCAAACAUUUUGACGGGUCUGGCUUUCCCCCCGCUGGAUUUCUGGAGUCUCUACCCCCCUUUCCUCCCUUAUUCCCACCCCCCCUCCACCCCUUCUCCUCCACCAUCGCCACCCCUUCUCUGGGCGAACCUCAGAUCCUUCAACAUCUCCUGCGACGGGCAGUGGCCGCGGAAACGCAGAGUGAGACAAGGGGAGAGCCACCGCACAGGGGAAACGUGCACUAAGCCAUUUUCUUGGAGGAGCCAGUGUCGUUGAUGGGAAGAGGAUGCAUUGCGGGCUGCUGGAGGAGCCUGAUAUGGAUUCCACAGAGAGUUGGAUCGAAAGAUGCCUCAAUGAGAACGAGAGCAAGAGAUACUCCAGCCACUCGUCUCUGGGGAACAUGUCCAACGAUGAACAUGAAGAAAAGGAAAAUAACAGAGCCUCUAAACCACAUUCGACUCCGGCUACUCUGGAAUGGCUAGAGGAGAACUAUGAAAUAGCAGAAGGUGUGUGUAUCCCCCGAAGUGCCCUCUACAUGCACUACCUGGACUUCAGCGAGAAGCACGACACCCAGCCGGUGAACGCAGCCAGCUUUGGGAAGAUCAUAAGGCAGCAAUUCCCAGCUUUAACCACCAGACGACUGGGGACUAGAGGGCAGUCGAAGUACCACUACUACGGCAUAGCGGUGAAGGAGAGCUCGCCGUACUACGACGUGAUGUACUCCAAGAAGGGAGCGGCGUGGGUGAACGAGACGGGGAAGAAAGAGGUCACCAAGCAGACAGUGGCCUAUUCACCGCGCUCCAAACUGGGGACGCUCCUGCCAGAGUUUCCAAAUGUCAAAGACCUAAAUUUGCCCGCCAGCCUGCCAGAAGAGAGGGUGUCGACCUUUAUCAUGAUGUACAGGACGCACUGUCAGAGGAUCCUGGACACUGUGAUUCGAGCCAACUUCGAUGAGGUCCAGAGCUUUCUGCUGCACUUCUGGCAGGGAAUGCCGCCCCACAUGCUCCCUGUGCUGGGCUCCCCCACCGUGGUCAACAUAGUGGGUGUUUGCGACUCCAUCCUCUACAAGGCCAUCUCUGGGGUGCUGAUGCCCACUGUCCUGCAAGCCCUGCCUGAUAGUUUGACUCAGGUUAUUCGUAAAUUUGCCAAACAGCUCGAUGAGUGGCUUAAAAUAGCACUUCACGACCUCCCUGAAAACUUGAGGAAUAUCAAAUUUGAAUUAUCCAGGAGAUUUUCUCAGAUUCUAAAGCGGCAAACGUCAUUAAACCAUCUGUGCCAGGCGUCGCGGACUGUGAUAAACAGCGCCGACAUCACCUUUCAAAUGCUGGAGGACUGGAGGAAUGUGGACUUGAACAGCAUCACCAAGCAGACCCUCUACACCAUGGAGGACUCGCAAGAGGAGCACCGGCAGCUUAUUAUCCACUUGUACCAGGAGUUCGACCGCCUGCUGGAGGAGCAGUCUCCCAUCGAGGCGUACAUCGAGUGGCUGGACUCCAUGGUGGACCGCUGCGUCGUCAAGGUGGCAGGGAAGAGGCCCGGGUGCCUGAAGAAGGUGGCCCAGCAGUUCCUGCUGAUGUGGUCGUGCUUCGGUACCAGAGUCAUCCGAGACAUGACCCUGCACAGCGCGCCCAGCUUCGGGUCUUUUCACCUGAUCCACCUCAUGUUCGAUGACUAUGUUCUUUACCUGCUGGAGUCCCUCCACUGUCAGGAGAGAGCCAACGACCUCAUGAGGGCCAUGAAGGGCGAGGGCAGCACAGAGAGAGAGGAGGAGUUCACGCUGGUGGAGAGGACUCCCACCUCUCCGUCCCCGGGCUCCUACUCCCCCGCCCGCUCCGUCCACUCCGCGGGCGUCUCCUCAGCCGGCUCCCCCACGGCGACAGCCUCCCCGGAGUACGCCGGCGUCGCCUCCACCACAGGCGCUGUUCAGUCAUAUACCUGGUCCCUUACAUACACAGUGACAACAGCAGGCGCCUCCACGCCAGAAGCCGGGCAGCAGCUGUCCUGCAUGAGGAGCAGCGCUCCGGUCCCGCCCCCGCCCUCCGCCCACCGGAUGCCAGUCUACACCCACAGAGAGGAACAUGGGUAUACUGGCAGUUACAACUAUGGCACCUACGCCAACCAGCAUCCUCACUCCAUUCAGAGCCAGUACCCGAGUCUGACCCACGAGCCAGCGAUCCCAGCCCCGCUGCACUACUCCGCCUACCACCGCUCCUCUGCACAGUACCAGCUCAACAGCCAGAUGUCUCGAAUGGAGCCUUGCUUGAUGGGCAGCACUCCUCGAUUGCACCCCACACCUGUCGCCCCCCGGUGGCCAGAUGUGUCACCAGCCAACAGCUGUUACACCAGCCCACCUAUGCAUUCAUCACGCUACUCCACAUCUGGGGACAUGUACUCCCCUCUGGGCUCACGGAGAAACUCGGAGUACGAACACUCGCAGCAUUUUCCUGGAUUUGCUUACAUCAACGGAGAGGCCACCACGGGCUGGGCGAAAUAACCCCCCGCGCUGCUUCGGACCAGCUCUAGUCUCUCACUUUAGCAGACCUGCUGGAUGCAAGUCUCUGAACAUUUCUAAUCAAGUAGAUCGACCACGGAGGGGCAGAGAGAGGAGAGUAGCAAUCCGAGGUGGGAGGAAUCAUGGUAUGGACUUGCUGACAAUUUUAAAGAUUGUGGUGUGCUUUGUUAAAACAUUCUAGCGGACGAGAAAAGAUAAAAUCAUGUGAAUUUUCAGAACUUGCAGAUGAAUAAUGUUAAGAGUGCAAUGCUGCUGCCAAGCUGUGCCUUUGUUUUUAGGAAUGUACACCUCUGCUAGUUUCCCCUCAUCAGUCUCACAAAUCAGUGCAGAGUCCGCCCCGCCAGGCGCCGGUCACCCCUGUAAGCGACUGAUAAGCUGGUUCUGACACCAGCGCAGGCUCGGUGACACCUCCAUCUCCUCCUGUCGCUCAGCGUGUACUUUGGUGGGCGUGUUGCAGCAGAAAGCCUUGAUGAUGAUGAUGAUGAGCUGUGCUGCCUUAACUUGUGGCACGAAGCCAAAUCAUCAGAAGUGACUGUUAAAAACUCAUAAAAGACCCUAAUCAGUGACGUAAGGUGUCUUUCUUAUAAUUUUUCUUAAUGAAUAAAUGCUGUGACUCGAAAACAAUAUUAUUCUGUUGCAAGCUUUUCUGCUGUGUCCCUGUGACAAUAUAUACAUAUAUAAAUAUAUAUAUGUAUAUAUAUAGUAUGUAUUUUCUGUAACUUUGUAACAUGGUGUAUCCUUUAUUUUCUAUGUUAUAUUUGGUACUUUGUUCUCUGUUUUGUAUGGUUAGUAAAUGACGCAUUAACCUAGGGUUGUGUGUUUGAUAAUGCACUCAAAGCCACUGAGGACCUAUUACCCUAUGGGUAUUUAUAAAAAAAGGGAGAAUAUCAAAGUGUACAGUAACAUGAAGUCUAGUCACUUUUCUGUAAAUAAAAGCACUGGAAACUG